CCCAUCCGCUCUUCACACUCCACACCCCACACUUUACACUUGACACCCCACACGCGCUGCCACACAGGUCUCUUUUAGCGUAUUGGAUCCUCAUUUCAUUCCAUAUUUUCAUCAAUCUGUAGUGCUUCGUUCGUGUCACCAUGCAGAGCACCUACUCCAACAGCUCGCCUCCUCCCCCGCAAACCCCGCAAACUCCACAGAGAUCCCUUACUGUUGAUCCAGGACCCAUCCAGGGACAGGAACACGGCGACAACGAAGAGCAACUGCAACCAAUUGGCCCCACAGUUGAUUCCAUCACACUCUCGCCUUUCAAGGGCCCUCUGGAGGGCUCAUUGGAAGGUCCGCUGGAGGGUGCAUCAACAAUACUGCCAAUCCCUCCAGUACCUCAUCCUCUCUCUCCGUCGGAGCAUCCUUCUUUAACUUCUCCCGCCUCCGCAACCACCAGCGAGGCCCAGGAUACAGAUCAGCAACAACAACGGCAACAACAACAACAGCAACAGCGACAGCCCACCAUCAAAUUCCUUGUACAGCCAGCACUCAAGUCUACUACACCCACAGGAUUACCCUCAAUUUCCACUUCCUCUAGUGCAUCUCUUGACCGACCAGCCAUCGUCAUCAAUACUGCCAAUCAAGAACUUGCUAUCAAGAACGCUGUCGCAGGAGGACUCCUCCGCUCACCCACUGCGCUGUCUCCUGGCAUCUACGUCUCCAAAUUUCUGAGAUCCUCAUCUUCUUCAUCCACGACCGAUAACAGCAGCCGAAAAGGAUCUAUCAGCGGCGGCGGCGCUCCACUGGCCAGGCGGCACUCCAAACGCAACAGUGUUGGUGUUAUCCCUGAACGGCCGCGACAAAGGCCCACGAAGGGUGUCUCUGCACUGACUGCCCUCUUUUCAACGCAAUCGGGUCCCAACCUGGAUCAGAGCAGCGCCAGCAAGGAUGCCAGCGUUUCGGGCGCGAAGAUCAAACACUAUGUUCAACGACCCAGUAUGCGGCCACACCGCCAUUCUAUCGCCAACAUGGAUGAUCCUAUCCACCCGCCGAGAUCCAUGCCUUGCAACGACAACCCUGCACCAUCCACAGGGGCCUAUGCCUCUAUGGGGGAGGAUAUCAAGAGAAACGGGAAUUUGGACGUACCUCAUUUCCAUGCUCUGCACAGAACCCACAGCACCGGAAAAAUUGGGAGGAAGGCCAUAGCUACACCGCUAAGAAAACUCCGGGAGCGACGGAGGUCGCGUGGUAGUUCCAGUGGUCUAACGAGCGGCGAGAGUGAUUCGGAAGCCGCAGCUUCAGACAUAGGGAGAGAAGGACCAGGAGGACUGAUACAAAAGCUGACCUCCAGCUUCCCAUCUCCCACCAAAUUAAAGCCCCCGCACACAGACCCAACGCGCCCACCACCCCUGCCUAUCCGCAGCAGCUCCACACAAAGCCGUGAAAGCAUAUCGGGAGUCAUACCAGCCUACGUGAUCGCCUAUGGAUUCAAUACCCUGGGUGGAUCUCCAGCCCUCUCCGCUGUCACCAGAAACACAACCACCUCCAUUACAGCCAGCGCGCCUGGUACACCCGUGAGCAGCGCGCCUGGUACACCCGUGAGCAGCGAGACUGGAAAGGAAUCCUCGACCGCGCGGUUCAAAGAGAUGAUCAAACGAAACGUUGGCCUCUCCUCCACAACCAUGCAAUCCUUACCCGCAGGCGCCAUCACAAGCGGGGUUCCAAGCCCGUCCAGCAGCAACUUCGCUAAACAAUCAUCCCUUACCCAGAUUGGGGGAGGCGCGACUGGGGACCUUCUCUUGAGUGACGAACAGUUGGGUUCGCUCUUCAAUAUCUCUCGCUUCACAGGACGACGCAAGCAUCCCACAAAAAGGCGAUUCGUUGAUGAUAUCCCGUUCGUCCAUUCGGAUGACGAAGAGGUCUAUACAGCCGGCCGUGAGAACCCACAUAGACACCACUACCGCGUCUUCCUGCCACAUCUCUACCGAUACGGGCAUCGUUUUCAUCUACACAAACCCAGUGGUUUUCAUGACUCCUCUUCCGUCGCGCCUGACGGGGACGGAUUUCCAGAGUUUGAGAACAUGAAACGCAGAAAUACACGCGGCAGCAGCACAAACAUCGGCCAAAUAUCGCGGACGCUUUCGGAGGCACGUCAGUGUAAUACAGAUCCGAACGUGCUCAUCGCCGAACUCGAACCCUUACCUAAGGAUUUCAUAAACGCGUUCGCGACAUUGUACCCAGGUUGUCGCGACUCUGCGCAGCCACUGAUGCAAGCUCCUCCGCCAACCCCGACCAUUGCCCCAGCCUCCUCCGCGAUGCAGGUCGCAGCCGGUGCGGCCGCAAUCUACCAGUUCCCUUUAAUGCCCUGCGCGCUCCCCUCAGCAACCAUAAGUCCCAACACCGGCUCGGUCGCUGGCCUCUUCACGUCUACCGCAACCCAAGUCCCUGUACCCCUUUUCAUGCGUCUUACCUCCAGUUAUCCCACUACCGCCAUUAAAGACAUCACCGCGCCAUUAAACCCCCGUAAUUUCCUCUUCAAAUCCUAUCAGAACUCCAAGUUCCAAGGUCAUUACGUCUUCCGCGUACGUGGGAACGAUGUCGAGUACGCAAAACUACCCGUCGCGCUCGAACAGGCUUGCUCACAGUACUUUCGGGAGGCCGAUGUGGCCUACAGGGCAUUGGAGUCCACGGCGAAGAAAUGGAGAGAGGAACGGAGGGUCGCGCUGGAUAAGCGGGAGAAGGAGUUUGAAGAAGUCCGAGCGGUCAUCAAAAUGGACCCUCUGAAGAUCUUGGAGUUGGAACGACGGGCGAAUCAAAGCCCUGAGAGCGAAGAUCAAGCGUCUGUGACGCCGAGAAAGGCCGUAGAUACGGAACAUUCGGCCGCGGAGGCGUCGUCUAUGGCAUCCGAUACAGCUCUAAAGACCGAACCUCACCAUCCUAACGACGAUCACUCAGAGAUCCAUCACGAGGGGUCUCAGAGCGACCCUACUGGUGCGACGAGCGAACACGUUCCUGAGCGAGAGGGCUCGGAACCCACGGGGAUCGAGGAAAUAGAUGCGAUGGGGGAGGUAUCCUUUUUCCUCCAGGAACAGGGGCGGUUCGAGCAGAUGCAGCGUGCGAUCGAUAACGCUUACUGGCAGGGUGUGGAGCGGGACCACUGUGAGGAAGCUCGGCAGGCCCUGUACGGGCUAGAAAUGUACCUGGUGGAACUGACCAGGUGUGUGGAGUACCAGAAGUUUGAUGCGGUUAUGAAUGUUGAUAUCCUAAACGAGAAUCAGGAGACUGCGUUCUUCUCGAUCAUGAACGGGGACAAGACCAAUAUUAUGUGGUUAGAGUCACCCUCCGUGAAGCAGACCCACGAGUUCCUGAACCGGAUCGCCAUCAGCCUCAUGGAUUGCAUCGAUACAGACCCCCCACAAGCCGUCGCAGAAUCCCCAACCAUCAAGGACCUGCACAACCACCUCCCAGACCUCGGACGCCUUCUUUCGGAUCGUGGUCUUCAUCAUAUCUGGCAUGACCACCACCACGGCCACGACUACGACCAGGGCGAUGGCGACGACGAACUCCACGAUCCAGUGGACUACUUGUUCGACUUGGCUACCGCCCGAAUUUCCCUCCUGGAAGCGAAAGUACAGGCGAAGCGCCAAGAGACUGAGUGUAAAAUGAGACAGAUCGAAGAGGUGCUCGAGAAACUCGAUGACUUGGACGAGAAUACCAGGAAAUUGGAGACGAGGGUGGUGCAUGCGCUCGACAGCUACGAGCUCCGCUCGGUGCUACAGCCCUCCCCAACCACUGGCCUAACCCUCGCCGAGACCGUCGACGCCAAGAUCAAGGACGUCAACGAACGCAUCAUCAUCUGCGCCCGCAUCAUGGGCGCUGCACGUAUCAACGUAACCGUCUUUCCUCUAUCUCUACUCAGAGAUUCCUAGCUAACAUACUCACAACGCUUCGCUUUGACCCUGAAUAGUCACUGACCAGUUUAUAUAUAUAUAUAUAUCUCUUAAUCCUCCUUGUAAACAUUAUAGCUAAACCGUCUGAAAUACGAGCUCCAGCUCGAACAACGCUCCAUCCGCCUCUUCCGCCAAUACAAGAUCGCCAUCACUCUCGUCUCUAUCCCCAUCCUUCUUCUCCUUUGGUUCUUCUACCACCGGAACCAUACCACCACGCCCAAUAUCGCCCACUCUCCGCUUUCCUCUCCUGUUUAUACCACCAAGAUCACCAGUGCUGACACAUCGGCCGUCCUAG
Molecule: messenger RNA, 4233 nt
Organism: Gamsiella multidivaricata
Lineage: Eukaryota; Fungi; Mortierellomycota; Mortierellomycetes; Mortierellales; Mortierellaceae
Exons: 5
Coding region: 141-3917 (1258 amino acids)
Source: RefSeq, a predicted model, not a curated record